UCACAUUGGUACUUGGUAGUGCGACGCACACCGAAGGCGUCGCGUCAGAACUCGCGAGUUGGAGCUGUUGGAGUCGAAUGCUAUCGCUAAUUCGCUACCGGAGUGGCGAGGAAGAGAGAGAGCGAGAGAGUCAGUGUGUGUUGCGUUGUGUCAGCAAUCGGUAGCAUAUUGUGACGGGAAUUCAGUUGAGACUCUGACGCGAAGACAACGGGAUGUCAAGCAGCGGAGACGAGUGUAAGCUAAAGGGCGGUCAUCCCCCGGCAGUAAAGGCGGGCGGUAUGAGGAUAACGCAGCACAAGACACCGAAGGAUGAGCGCGAGACGAAGCCUAGCAAAGACGUCGAGGAGAGCAGGCCGUCCAGCAGUCCGCCAAAGACAAUAAUGAUUAGCGGCGCUCCGGCCAAAGGAAACGCAGAUUUUCCACCAGAAGCUGUGCAACACUUCCACGAGAAACCCAUACCGACUCAUGACGCACGACCGGCGCAUUGUUCGCGUCCCAUUAUCAUUCAGCAGCCUAGAAAGUGAGCCGUACUUCGUGAGCCGUGCAUCGUGCUAGUGGGUCUUGUUCCACAGUCACCCGUUAAAUUUACAAAAAAAAGGAAUAAUUAUACAAAUAUAUAUAUAUGGGAGAUAGGUAUAUGUUAUAUAAGCGUACUUAAACAAGUUUUUAAAAGAAUUAAAAUUGAAGAGUUUGAACUUCGCGCGGCAGCGUUUGUAACGAUUCUUGAUCCUUUAAUCGAUGAUUGAUCGUAAUCCUUUUUCUAACGAGGUACAAGGAAAUUGUAAAUUAAAAAAAAAUUAAGUCGGGAUAAAUUUGCAAAAAAAUUAAGAGUUACCGAGUUGGAUCCAUUUCUUAGGAUGAAGAACAGGCAGGGCCUGCAUAACUAAUCGGUUGAAGGAUCAAGGAGGCUCAAUUUCUUGUACGCGUUGAAAUAUUAGAUGACUUCACGAGAGAUAUUACUAUAUUGUUGUUAAAAACAAAAAAAGUUUAUUUUUGACGCCACGAGAUUCCUUGUAUCGGCAUUUAAGAUGCAUAUACGAGCUUUUGCGAAUAUAUCUUCGACUCGUUAUCGCAUGUUUUAUCUUUAUCUUAUCGUUCCUUUUAUUUUUACACUAGACACGACAUAUUUGCUAUGAUUGCAUUACGAUUAAGUAUUGUUGUAACAUAGUUACAUAAUACUAUCACUAGUUUGGGGACCAGUAUGUACUGUGACUCAUGAUGGAAUUCGUAUUGCACAUUCUCAACCUUCUCAGAAUUUUUCUUUUUCUUUUUGUAUCCAUCUGAUUAUAGCUUGGAAAUCAGAUGAAUCAGCAUCACUUUGAAUUUCAGAGAAUGGAAUUUUGUCAACAUAAGUUAACAUAAAGUAUUAUGUUAACUUACGUUAAUGUCAUUCAAGCGUGUAAAUGUCGAGCGAGAUCCAUAGUUGGCGACAGUUUGUAUAACAUUUGAGAACGAAUAAACAUUCAUACAUGUACAUAAACCA
Messenger RNA from Trachymyrmex cornetzi, 1483 nucleotides. RefSeq names its product death-associated protein 1. The record is from RefSeq and is a predicted model, not a curated record. Gene Ontology annotation, molecular function: death domain binding. The coding region runs from base 213 to 524 and encodes 103 amino acids. Lineage: Eukaryota; Metazoa; Arthropoda; Insecta; Hymenoptera; Formicidae. The transcript has 3 exons. Gene Ontology annotation, biological process: cellular response to amino acid starvation; apoptotic signaling pathway; negative regulation of autophagy.